GUCGGUGGUACAUAUGACGGAGCGCUAUGAUGCCAUGCAUUCGAAAGGACAAGAAACGCUACCGAUGACAGUAGAUACAAAGAACUUGUGUUUAUUGCAAAGCAGGAAAUUUCCGUAGUGGUCAUUGCCUAUGUGUGUCACGAAAUGCUGAAAAUAGAAAAUCAUGUAAACUUGCAGCGUAGGGGAAGGAAGAGAGAUAUAUCACCUGAUUCUGAUGACAGCUCAGAAGAAGACCUGUCAAAGAUAUACGAUUUUAAAAGAAGCAAAGGAGAUGCGAGUGGCCGAGAAACUCCGCAGCCAAGUACAAGCGAAGUGCGUGCUCACUCACCAAUGUCCAUGCCAGAUCUGUCAAAGAUAUACGAUUUUAAAAGAAGCAAAGGAGAUGCGAGUGGCCGAGAAACUCCGCAGCCAAGUACAAGCGAAGUGCGUGCUCACUCACCAAUGUCCAUGCCAGAUCUGGUAAGAAGAU
Priapulus caudatus is the source of this 469-nucleotide messenger RNA. RefSeq lists its product as uncharacterized. NCBI's taxonomy places the organism in Eukaryota, Metazoa, Priapulida, Priapulimorpha, Priapulimorphida, Priapulidae. The coding region runs from base 215 to 463 and encodes 82 amino acids. The transcript has 4 exons. The record is from RefSeq and is a predicted model, not a curated record.